AUGAUCUACAUCGAGAUCCUUCUUACUUGGAAUAUUAUUCAUUUGUUGGCAAUCACUGGAUGCCUAGGGAGUGAUAAUAUUACUGCAGAGAAAGUGACGUCAUUGAGAAGGACCUUAUUGCGGGACUAUGACCCUUACUUACGACCGCGCAGACUACAGCUUGACACUGUCGUCAUUAAUGCCAGUUUUGUUGUAAAGCGCUUCCACGAUCUCAGUGAAAAAGAAGAAAAGGUUUCCUUGCUUGGAUACUUUCAGUUUCAGUGGAAUGAUGAAUUUCUUGUCUGGAAUAAAGAAGACCACUCGAAUAUCAGCGACAUUGUCGUAAAAACAAAUGAUAUAUGGUGGCCAACAAUAAGUCUGGGUAACCCUAUCGGAAAUUAUGAGAACUUACAAAAUCACUUCGGCAUCUUUCAUGUGUCAUCCUCUGGAGAGAUAAAGUGGUCUUCAGGUGGUCUUUUUUCUGUAGCAUGUGACUUGAACUUAGAAAAUUAUCCUUUCGACACCCACACGUGUGAUUUUGUUUUCGUGGUACUUGGAUACUCUUCAGAUGACGUCAUCAUCAACGUAAAUCCGAAUGUCCAACAAGUGAAAGGGACAACGGAAUGGGAUGUUGUUAGCGCAAAUAUGUUUGGAACCUCGGGAGAAAAAACUGGACUGACUGUUAGCUUUACUCUUCGGAGAAAGUCUUUCUUCGUGGUUUUGACGGUAUUGUUGCCCUUAUCUUUGCUCUCUCUGUUAAAUCUGUGUGUCUUUUUGAUUCCGGUUGAGUCUGGAGAGAAAACUUCAUUUGCUAUAACAACAUUCUUAGCGUACUCGAUUUACCUCUCAGCCCUGGGGUCCUCUCUGUCAGCUAAAGACAACAUAUAUCUGACCAUGUACAUAGAGAUUCUGAUUAUCACCGGUGUGAUAAUCGUGCUGAUAGUAAUUGUGCAGACACGGCUCUUCUUUUACUACGGUGACCAACGUCUGCCAUGUUGUCGCAUAAAAACUGUGCAUGGUGAAGAUAUUGACGUCAAAAACAACAUCACAAGGAAGACAUCUCCAGAUAAUGUAAAUGAGUUUAGAACGUGGGCCAGUAGCAUGGGGAUAUUAGACCAAGUGCUCUUCUUUCUUUUCUUCUGCAUUCUUGGUUCAAUAACUGUCUAUUACUUUGCAAUGAUGAUGUUUUAACUUCUUGGAUUUUAA
Messenger RNA from Saccostrea cuccullata (small rock oyster), 1185 nucleotides. Its product is annotated as acetylcholine receptor subunit beta-like. The coding region runs from base 1 to 1170 and encodes 389 amino acids. Gene Ontology annotation, cellular component: neuron projection; synapse; plasma membrane. The transcript has a single exon. The record is from RefSeq and is a predicted model, not a curated record. Gene Ontology annotation, molecular function: transmembrane signaling receptor activity; excitatory extracellular ligand-gated monoatomic ion channel activity; transmitter-gated monoatomic ion channel activity involved in regulation of postsynaptic membrane potential. NCBI's taxonomy places the organism in Eukaryota, Metazoa, Mollusca, Bivalvia, Ostreida, Ostreidae. Gene Ontology annotation, biological process: nervous system process; monoatomic ion transmembrane transport; chemical synaptic transmission.